Drosophila rhopaloa is the source of this 746-nucleotide messenger RNA. RefSeq names its product arylalkylamine N-acetyltransferase-like 2 (gene AANATL2). The record is from RefSeq and is a predicted model, not a curated record. NCBI's taxonomy places the organism in Eukaryota, Metazoa, Arthropoda, Insecta, Diptera, Drosophilidae. The transcript has a single exon. Bases 20 to 670 code for a protein of 216 amino acids. Gene Ontology annotation, molecular function: N-acetyltransferase activity.
GAGCGGGUCACUUGUGAAGAUGUCAGCGAUCGCCAUACGCGCCAUGAAAAUGGAGGAUUUCGACGAGGUUGAGACCUUCCUCGCCGAGCACUUCUUCAAGCACGAGCCGCUGAUGCUGAUCCCCCAGGAGGACGCCGCGCAGAGCGAAGUGGUUCAGCCGGAGGCGGAGCUGCACCGCUCGCUCAUUCCCCAGAAUCUCUCCUUGGUGGCCGUCGCCGAGGGGCGCAUUGUGGGCGUGGCCCUGGCCGGUGAACUGGUGCCCGAGGAUUUGGAAAGGGAGUUCCAGGAGGUCGAGGCGAAGGAGGUCAAGUGCCUGCUGGACAAAAUUCACAAGUUCCUGGCCGGGAUCGAGCGGCAGGCCAACAUCUUCGCGCACUUCGGUGUGGAGCGGGCCCUCUACCUUUAUAUGCUGGGCGUGGACUCCUCGGUUCGUCGUCAGCGACUGGGAUCGCGUCUGGUGGCCGCCACCAUCGAGCUGGGUCGCCAGCGGGGCUUCCCCGUGGUGACCUCCACCUGCACCAACAUGCACUCCCGCCGCCUCAUGACCGGCCUCCACAUGGAGUGCGUCCUGACGAAGGACUACGCGGAGUACAAAGACGAGCAUGGCGAGAUUCUCCUUCCUGCCCUCGAACCCCACACCUCCGCCGCUGUCGUGGGCAUCCGACUUUAAUGGCAGGGGUAAUCACCAAAGAAAAUUCAUAGCUAAGUAAGCAAAUUUAUUGGAAUAAAGCAUAGUUAAAGAGCAA